AUUCCAUGCAUUCUUACUUCAAAACGAACACAAACUAAAAAAAAGAUGAGAAUCCAAGUUAGAGGAUAUGCGUUUAUAGUUGCAGUGGUGGCGUCUGUUAUGUUACAGCAGCCUGAGUUGUUAGUGACCGGACAAGCUACAGUUCCGGCUAUGUUUGUGCUUGGAGACUCAUUGGUCGAUGUUGGGAACAACAACUUUCUAGCAUCCGUGGCUCGAGCCAAUUACUUGCCUUAUGGCAUAGACUUAAACUACCGUCCUACUGGCAGGUUUAGCAACGGCAUGAACUUCGUUGAUUUGCUUGCUCAGUUGUUAGGAAUCUCGUCGCCUCCUCCCUUUGCGGAUCCAACCACAUGGGGCACUAGAAUCCUCGGAGGAGUUAACUAUGCCUCUGCAGCUGGUGGCAUCCUGGAUGAAUCAGGCCAACACUAUGGAGACAGAUUCAGCCUGAGCCAGCAAGUGGUGAACCUAGAGGGGACGCUGAGCCAGUUGAGAACCAUGAUGAGUCCCCAAAACUUUACGGAUUACUUGAAAAAAUCGCUUGUGGUUCUCGUUUUUGGAAGCAAUGACUAUCUCAACAACUACCUUAUGCCUAAUCUCUACUCAUCCAGCUUCAGAUACAGACCGCCUGAGUUCGCCAACCUACUUAUCAACCAAUACGCUCGACAACUUCUUACUCUGUACAGCCUAGGUCUAAGGAAAAUAUUCAUAGCUGGAGUAGGACCACUAGGCUGCAUACCGAACCAAAGAGCCACAGCACCACCAGGGAGAUGCGUUGAUAACGUGAACGAGAUUCUAGGCACAUUUAACCAAGGGCUAAGAGCACUUGUUGACCAGCUGAACCAGCGUUCACCUGGAGCCAUCUUUGUAUAUGGCAAUACAUUUCGCGCAGUUGGUGACAUCUUAAACAAUCCAGCUACUUACGGAUUCAGUGUAGCGGACAGGGCUUGUUGCGGGACUGGUAGGAACCAAGGACAAAUCACAUGUUUACCGUUGCAGAAUCCUUGUCCUAACAGGUCUCAGUACGUGUUUUGGGAUGCAUUCCAUCCUACUCAGACUGCGAACUCUUUUCUGGUCAGACGAGCUUUCUACGGUCCACCUUCUGACGCAUACCCUGUCAACGUCCAACAGAUGAUUCUCCUUCCCUAGUUGUUUACUUUCUCUGUGUGUUUAUAAGUCUUAUAAAGUUGUAUGUUAUGAUAUUUGAACCUGACUAUUAACCUGAAAACCAUAAUGCUCUUACCGCAAAAUAACAUAGAAGUGCUAAUGAUAA
This is a messenger RNA of Brassica rapa (field mustard), 1270 nucleotides long. Its product is annotated as GDSL esterase/lipase At1g71250. The record is from RefSeq and is a predicted model, not a curated record. NCBI's taxonomy places the organism in Eukaryota, Viridiplantae, Streptophyta, Magnoliopsida, Brassicales, Brassicaceae. Gene Ontology annotation, molecular function: hydrolase activity, acting on ester bonds.